Messenger RNA from Funneliformis geosporum, 228 nucleotides. The record is from the annotation of a GenBank genome assembly. Lineage: Eukaryota; Fungi; Glomeromycota; Glomeromycetes; Glomerales; Glomeraceae.
GCUGAUGCAGCAACAGCUACCAUAAGGACACGCAAAUUUCUUAGUAACCGGCUAAUGCAUAGAAAGCAAUUUGUGGUAGAUGUUAUUCACCCUGGUCGUGCGAACGCAUCAAAACAUCGCAUUGCAGAGGCUGAGAAGACUGCUCGCAAACAACGCAAAGAGCGAAAGAAUCGUGCCAAGAAAUUCCGUGGAACUAAAAAGACAAAAGCUACCAAGAAAGAAAAGUAA